Molecule: messenger RNA, 1410 nt
Organism: Striga asiatica
Lineage: Eukaryota; Viridiplantae; Streptophyta; Magnoliopsida; Lamiales; Orobanchaceae
Source: the annotation of a GenBank genome assembly
UUAUUUAUUUAUUUAUUUUUUUCGCAUCCUCAUCUGCCUUCUCUCUCAACGGAUCAAUCUCUGNUUGUUUUUCCGCAGGCUUUACAGAUUGUACGGCUUUCUGAUCUCAGGUGUUAUUGUAAUUUAGUGAUAAUCGAAAGGAAAAAAGGGGAGAAAAUGGGAUACAUAGGUUCCCAUGGGAUUGCGGCUCUGCAUAGGUACAAGUACAGUGGGGUGGAUCACUCUUAUUUGGCCAAAUAUGUUCUGCAGCCCUUUUGGAGUCGCUGUGUUAAUUUCUUCCCUCUUUGGAUGCCGGGUUCAACAGUUAAACUGAAAGAGAUAUGUUUCACUGUCACAGUACGGAGUUUCAGGCAGCCAAACAACUACGUUGUGUGCCAGAUUCUGAUCAGCCUUUACUUUCCAGCGAGAAUACCUGAACUUGUUAACCAGCAUAGCGAAAACAUGAAAUCGCGAUUGAAGUUUUUUCAUUUCCCCAUUGUCAAUUUUCUGAGUCUUACAUCUUUCCCAACCUUAAUCAUUACACUUACGGGAUUCAUUUUCUUGGCUAUAUCUGCAUUACUUGGAUAUAUUUAUUCACCUCAUUUGGAUUCACCUCCGCCAAGAUGGGUGCAUUUUGCUCAUGGAUUGUUGCUCUUCUUGUAUCAAACUUUUGAUGCAGUUGAUGGAAAACAAGCUAGAAGAACAAGUUCCUCUAGUCCAUUGGGAGAACUUUUUGAUCAUGGUUGUGACGCUCUUGCAUGCGCACUUGAGGCGUUGGCCUUUGGAAGCACUGCUAUGUGUGGACGCUAUACCUUCUGGUUUUGGGUUAUAUCUGCUGUUACUUUCUACUGUGCUACAUGGGAACACUAUUUUACCAACACGCUCAUCCUUCCUGUUAUAAAUGGACCUACAGAGGGCCUUGCAUUGAUAUACAUGAAUCAUUUCUUUACAGCUUUUGUUGGUGCUGAGUGGUGGGCACAAUCUUUUGGAAAAUCCAUUCCAUUCCUGAGUUGGUUGCCCUUUAUAAGUGAGAUCACCAUGUACAAAGCUGUUUUAUUUCUUAUGAUAACUUUUGGCGUCAUACCAACAGUCGCAUGCAAUGUGAACAAUGUUCAUCAGAUUGUUAAAGCAAGAAAAGGAAAUAUGCUGCUAGCUCUGGCUAUGCUUUAUCCUUUUGUUGUGCUAUUAGGUGGAGUUCUUGUGUGGGAUUAUAUAUCUCCCAGUGAUGUAAUUGGCAACUAUCCCCAUCUGGUCGUAUUGGGUAGUGGGCUCGCAUUUGGGUUUCAAGUGGGAAGGAUGAUUCUUGCGCAUCUGUGUGAUGAACCUAAAGGCUUGAAAACAAACAUGUGUAUGUCAUUGUUUUAUCUGCCUUUCGCCAUUGCAAAUGCUCUCACUGCUUUGCUAAAUGAUGGAUGUCUGGAUAAUUUAUAA